Spodoptera litura is the source of this 1731-nucleotide messenger RNA. The record is from RefSeq and is a predicted model, not a curated record. Lineage: Eukaryota; Metazoa; Arthropoda; Insecta; Lepidoptera; Noctuidae.
AACAAAAGUAUAUUCAAAAGUUUCAAAACUGCUGGCUACCAGUGCCAGUUUCAGUUUUUUCCUGUUGAAUGGCUACCUUUACAUUUCAUAUUUUUCAUGUCAAAUUGUCAGUUGUCAAGUAGUUAACAUUUAACUUGUCAUUUCGAAUCGAAAUACAAGAAUACAAGAUACUACAAGGAAUACGAGGAUGAAAAAAAUAAAUUUAUUUACAUUAUACGUUUUCUUUAAUAAACUCUCUUGAUAAUGAUAGAAGAGACAGAAAUUUCGAAAUAACAGAAAUCUGUUUCUUAAUAAACAUCCAGAGGUUAGGCUGUUUUCAUUCUUGCAAGUGAUUUGAAUAAUUGUGUGAUCUGAGAAUAGAGAGGCAGAAUUAUUGCAUAUCCUGAGAAGAAUAAAAAUAAUAAAAUUAAUUUAACUAUAAAAGGUAAUUGGUGAACAGUGAUAUAGAGUUGGUUCAUUUAAUAAAAUAUGAUGACAAUCCUUAAGAAAUAAAAUAACCUCAGCUCUGUAUUUUUGCCUAACUUAAUAUUCAUAAAAAGUAAGUAUUGAGCUACAUUACUAAGAUACUAAUUUAUUAUUUCAUUGCCACAUUUUUUCUAGAAUGGAAGAACUUGAAGCAUGGGACGAUUUAUCUAACAUUCCGGCUGACCCUCCAGUCAUGCGCAAACUAUGUGCGGACUGCAGGAGACCAGCAGUAGUUUGUUGGUGUUCAGCAUUACCACCAGAAAAGUUGAAUCCUCGCAGCACUGUCAUAUUGUUACAGCAUCCUGCUGAAGAAAAAAGAUGUUUAAGAACAGCUCCCAUGUUGCAACUAGGUUUAGCAUCUAAUAAGUGCCUUAUAUUCAAAGGAAAAAAAUUCCCUCAACCCAGGCAUAAAGACUUGGAGAUUUUGCUCACACAGCCAAAUACACUUUUGUUGUAUCCUAGCAAAACUGCCAUAGACAUAAGAGCCAUGGAGAAUGAUACUGAUAGUUACAAUUUAGUACUAAUAGAUGGCACUUGGCCUCAAGCUAAGGCCAUAUAUGCAUCCAGCCCCAUACUGCACAACAUUAAACAAGUUAAAUUAUUGACUAGCAAUACUAGCAGUUAUAUUAUAAGGACACAACCAACGGAAGGAUGUCUGAGUACACUGGAGACUGCUGCAGAAGCCUUAUCACAAUUGGAACGGGACCCAAAAUAUACUGAACUCUUACUACAACCCUUACACACUUUGUGUAAAUAUCAAUUAGAAAAUGGAGCAGUAACACACCAAUCUAAAGAGUUUCUUAUUAAAACCAGGACAUAUCCCAAAUUGAUUGGCAAAAGGUUAUCUAAGUUACUUAGAUCUACACAAGAAGAAUUGCCUGAUCAAACAUAAUUUGUUUAUUUAAAAAUAUAUAAUAUAUGUUAUAAAAAUAGUAAUGUUGUUUUUGUUACUAGAUAGUAUUAUUCAGGCACUAGUUACUCCUUGAUAAAUAAAUGGACAUAAAAAUAAUUAUUUACUUCGAACCAGUAGUUCUGGAGAUCGUAUAAUUAUAGUAACAAGGUAGUAAGUAACUUGGAUUUUAAUUACUGACUGAAAAUUGUUAAGGGCAAAUCCGGAAAAAAAUGUCGGUCAUCGGUGGAAGCUAUCGUGAAAAUUUAGACUAGAUUUUUAAUGAGCUUAGUGCACAUUAGUGGAUUGAGGAUAAUGAGAUCCUGUCUUUGAUCUUGAUUCUCUUUUUUGAGCAGUUAUAUUUUGGUUAGUAAGUU